Molecule: messenger RNA, 1400 nt
Organism: Neocloeon triangulifer
Lineage: Eukaryota; Metazoa; Arthropoda; Insecta; Ephemeroptera; Baetidae
Product: sodium/bile acid cotransporter 7-like
Exons: 7
Coding region: 206-1258 (350 amino acids)
Cellular component (GO): plasma membrane
Source: RefSeq, a predicted model, not a curated record
AAUUUCGACCGGCUGCAAUUUUAUAAAAACAAAGCUCGAGCCUCCAGAUGGUCUAGGCUGUUGAAAGUUUUUAUUUUAAAUUUUUGCGUGUCCACUUCUACCCUCACCCCAUUGUUUAAAACAUUCAAUUUUAAAAUGUCUUACCUACGCAAUUGUUUGAGCCUCAGCCUUUGAUUUUGAGCAAAAGAGGGGCAUAAGAAAAAAAAUGGGAGUCAAACUUAAAAGCAGGUCAAAAAGGGUUGACCUGAAGGAAAAGCUGAAAGAGAAUUGGCUGCUUGUGGGAAUUUUAUUUGCCAUUAUUUUUGCACAAAUCGAUCCUUCAAUUGGUUCUAGAGGAGGAUUACUUCGCCCCGAGAUCACUGUCAAGUAUUUUUGCGUAGCAGGCAUUUUUUUCAUCAGCGGCCUUUCGUUAAAAAGUGAGCAGCUUUACUUAGCAAUUCGUCAGGUUCGGCUGCACGUCUUCAUCCAGUGCUUCACUCUGUUUUUAUUUCCACUGCUGGUGCAAGUUUUUGUAUUUUUCCUGAGGCCUCUUGGGCUCAAUGAAUGGAUAGUCAAAGGACUGGUCACUGUAAGCUGCAUGCCGCCACCCGUGUCUUCUGCAGUCAUUCUGACCCGAGCCGUUGGAGGAAACGAAGCUGCGGCAAUUUUUAACUCAGCCUUUGGUAGUUUUCUCGGAAUCAUCGUUACUCCUCUCACUCUAUUAUAUUUUCUGGGGGUCUCAACUCUGGUGCCUCUGGUCUCGACUGUGAUUCAGCUCGGCAUGACUGUUCUGCUCCCAUUACUGUUUGGCCAAAUUUCCAGGAGGGCGGCUGGAAACUGGGCCCAGAAAAACUCGCCUUUGCUUGGCUUUCUCAGUCAGCUGGCUCUGCUGCUGGUUAUUUAUGCAACCUUCUGUGACACUUUCAUCAACGACGCUGGACACAUGGACGCGAGUGAUAUUUUGUUUGCCAUUCUAUUUGUUGUGCUUCUACAAGUUGGUCUCAUGUCUCUGGUUUUCUCGAUAACCAGCAGACUUCACCGAUGGUUCUCUCCGUCGGACGUUGUUGCAAUUUUAUUCUGCUCCACACACAAAUCUCUAACUUUAGGCAUUCCAAUGUUGCGCAUUUUAUUUGGAGGCUACGCGCACUUAUCUCAAAUAUCUCUGCCGUUGCUGGUUUAUCAUCCCACACAGAUCUUGCUUGGCUCUAUUGUGGCUGCCCCUCUUCGAGAGUGGCUCCGUGAUAGCCACCACAAGAGUCAUUACUCACUAGGAAUAUGAAUGGUUUAUUAAAAAUGCAUUUUCAAAGGAUAUAACUCUUGAAAAUAAACCCAUCACUAAAGUCUGGAGCUAAUUUAUCUCUGAAGAUAUCUUGACUUUUGAUCAAUUGUAUCAUAACAAUAAAGGCAAAUAAACUACACGA